AUCCUUAGUCCAGACUUAAUGACCGCAGAUCAUAUCUACCCACCUCUUCCACCCGCAAAACCACCGGAGCUUGCUUUUCAAGAUAAACAAUUGAGAGCUGUCUUUCUCCGUCUUUUUACAUCUUUAUUUGCUGGCUAUCGUUCAUGCUUAACUAUCACUCGUAUUCAUCCCAAACCGGUUAUUCAUUUCAACAAGGCUCUUUUUCUUCUGCUCCGAGGUAUCUGGCAUCAGAACGAGUUCUUUGACCGCCUGCUAUCCAGCAUGCGCUUCUAUCAAUUUACUCAAGAACGGGGUCCACCAUUUCGUGUAUGUGAUAUAUUUGAUGAGGAGUAUGAUACAGCUAGAUCUGGAGGUCCUCUUUAUUCAGAUCUUACAUCCCAGUUCUCAACGGUGACGGCGACGGUGACUAAUGGUAUAACAACUCAGCAGAAUCAGCCAAAUCAGCAUUACCAAUCACACCUCCAAGUAAGCAUAUCAACGGCUCCCCAACAGAACCAUUCUUUUCUUCCGAGUAAUCAGAAUCAACUUCAAACUCAUGAGUUAUCUAACCAGGUGUGA
This is a messenger RNA of Protopolystoma xenopodis, 558 nucleotides long. Lineage: Eukaryota; Metazoa; Platyhelminthes; Monogenea; Polystomatidea; Polystomatidae. The record is from the annotation of a GenBank genome assembly.